Molecule: messenger RNA, 555 nt
Organism: Fusarium subglutinans
Lineage: Eukaryota; Fungi; Ascomycota; Sordariomycetes; Hypocreales; Nectriaceae
Product: aldehyde dehydrogenase n-terminal
Exons: 2
Coding region: 1-555 (184 amino acids)
Molecular function (GO): aldehyde dehydrogenase (NAD+) activity
Source: RefSeq, a predicted model, not a curated record
AUGAGUCUCCAAGUUCAACUUACUGCCCCCACCCCCGCCUUCAGGCCUUCCCCUCACCCAAGGACUGCCCUGAAUUACCCCAACCCCUUGCACCAAAAUCUAACACCCUCAGGCCUUUUCAUCAACAAUGAAUUCGUAGAGGCAAAGUCUGGCAAGACCAUUGUCGCGAUCGACCCCGCCACCGAGAAGACAAUCGCCGAGGUGCAAGCCGCCGGUGAAGAGGAAAUUGACAUCGCUGUCAAGGCCGCUCGCAAGGCUUUCGAGAACCCUGAAUGGAAGGAUCUUGAUACCUCUGAGCGCGGCAAGCUUCUGCUCAAGCUGUCUGACAAUGGCAAGCCUUACACUGCUGCUAUGGCCGAGGAUGUCGCCGAAGUUAUCUCUGUCUUCCAAUACUACGGCGGCUGGGCCGACAAGAACCACGGUCAGAUGAUCAAUAUCAACUCUGACAAGUGGGCUUAUACUCGCCACGAGCCUGUCGGUAGGUUUUCUCAAUUCACGGCUGCUGCUGCUCAUCAUGUUUCGAGUUGGGCCAUGGGGCUGACCAUCAUUCAAUAG